This is a messenger RNA of Exophiala spinifera, 1677 nucleotides long. RefSeq lists its product as uncharacterized. Gene Ontology annotation, molecular function: DNA-binding transcription factor activity, RNA polymerase II-specific; transcription cis-regulatory region binding. Gene Ontology annotation, cellular component: nucleus. The transcript has 3 exons. Gene Ontology annotation, biological process: regulation of DNA-templated transcription. Bases 1 to 1677 code for a protein of 558 amino acids. Lineage: Eukaryota; Fungi; Ascomycota; Eurotiomycetes; Chaetothyriales; Herpotrichiellaceae. The record is from RefSeq and is a predicted model, not a curated record.
AUGGGUGGCAAUUCCUACCGCCUGUUUCAGUGGCUAAUGGAUACUAGGCGGGUGGCAGAGCUUGAAGAGAAAAUCGACAAGCUGACGAAUCUCUUGACUGCCGACCAAUCUCCCCAAGAGCAACCAAACCGACCAGAUGUUACCAUCAACCAUCACUCGCUACCAACUCCACCCUUGUCAGUUGGUCUUGACUCAAGGCCACUGACUACCGCCACGGGUGGGAGCUGCGCAUCUGCCGGAAACAUCAAUCAAAAGGGUAAGCCUUGCAUUGAUGAAGAUGCCGUUUGGCAGACGGAUAUCAAAUCUAUCUUCCGCACGACGGUACCGCCGGUAGUAGAGGAAAGGCUCUUUAGUGAUUUUCGCACCACUUUCAACCGGUAUUUCCCUUAUGUCGUUAUCCCACCUCAUGAAACCACUGCCUCGAUUCGCAAAGAGAAACCGUUCCUCUUCCGGACUUGCGUCUCUGUAGCUUGUCACGCGGAUCCUGUGACACAGUCGCAGUUAGCUGAAGAGCUCCUACGCUACAUCGGCGAACGAAUGUUGAUCAAGUCAGAGAAGUCGCUUGAUAUCCUUCAGGGUCUGCUGGUGUUCAUUUCUUGGUAUCAACACUACAAUCAUUACAACCAGCAAAUGAUGAAUUUGCUCCACCUUGCAUCAGCCAUGACCAUCGACCUGGGUCUCAAUCGACCGACUUACUCAGGACCAUGGCCUCCCAUUGGUAUGGUGGUUGACACCCAUCAGCUGAUCCAUGGAAAACCGCUUUGCCCGGGGGUGCAAACUUCUGAUGAGCGACGGGCGCUUCUUGGACUUUACUUUUUCCAUGCGAGGCUCUCCGCAUGCUUCUCCAGGAUUGAUUUUAUGCAGUGGACACAGCACAUCGAAGAUUGUUGUACCUCGCUGCUUACCUCCUGUGAAUACCCUUCCGACGUCGAAGCUGUUCAAGGCGUCCGACUAACCCGACUUCUGGAACGAUAUUCACCUUACACUGGCGCUAUCUCUUUGAAGAAUGUACCCAUCAAAACUUUCGUAGACUGUUUCCAGGAAGAUCUACAUCGCGUUAAGCGGGAGUUUCCUGCCAAUCUUGCCCAUGAUCCCAUCUUCCAGAUGCAGAUUUACGAUGCCGAAUUGACAAUAUAUGAAACUGUUGCAGCGUCGGAACGAGAUGCGCCACUGGAACGAGCUGAAGCUCUGCACGCCGCACUUGGAACUAUUGACAACCUCAUUGGCACCUUCGCAAAGGUGUCAGCAGGCUCAAUACCUCAACUGCCGUUCCUAUCGUGGAUCUAUGUCCUCCACUGUUACAUUGUCCUCGCAAAACUCUCGUUCCUUGUUGUAGACGGCUGGGAUCUACAAUACGUUAGAACAGGAAGAAUUAACUUCCCGGAAAUGAUCUCUCGCAUUGUGGAAGUACUCGAGGCUGCAGUACGACAUAGUAUGGGCGAAAAGCUGAGGCCAAAUGCUAUCUCUGCACGUUAUACUAAGUAUGCAGAGAAGAUGCGCGCAUGUUCUAAGUGGUACAACAGUAAGCUCAAAGCAGAGACCGAGUCGUCUGUUGAUGAUCUGGGCUCCGCCCUGCCAGCCUUGGACUCUACAUUCGAAGGCUUCUUCGAAGGAUUCAAUGAUGGUUUCUGGACCGAUAUCAGUAUGGACUGGGCAGGCACAGGAAUGCAACUGUGA